GACCCGAAACAGGAAACACGUCGUAGUUGCGUCGAGCGGAGACUGCAGCGUAAAAUAGUCAUUUGAAUUGGCCACAAGGUGCACAAGGAUUUGCUAGAGAAAAUGAAACUGUCCGGCUUUAGGCAGUCCUUGUCCAGGGUCCAAGGAUUGGGCAAUGGCAUCAAUGGAACUCUGAUUUGCUCAGCGCUCCUAGCACUUUUGGUGACCGCCGCCCAGGGAUUGCAGGUUGGUGUCUUUACCACGAAGACACCGCGGGUCAGCAAGUACACAACCAAAUCACCAUCGGCCUCCUCCAUGAACCACGAUGCCACCGCCUCGCUGUAUCGAUUUAAUGCCACCAAUGGCAUUACCUGCAUCCUGAUGCAGGUGGAUGGGCUCAUAAGCAUCAAGUACCGGAACAAGCUCAACGAGGAUGUGGAGGCCGAUCUGUAUAUGCCGGACGAUCCACAGCUGAGUGGCGAGUGCGUCGAGUCCAACAUGGAGAUUCUCACCAUGGACUUUAAGGGUUUCCGGCUGUCCAUGACAUUUAAAAAGUCGUCCGGCGGCGAGGGUUGGUACAUCAACCUAUUCGAACUGACCUACUCAUCCUCCAACUGGCUGUUCGAGCACCCUGAUCGCCCCAACUUGGAUGUGAAGCUAACUUCACCCGCCCAGACGCCCAUGUAUUUCCCCACGCCGGUGGGCAAAUCCUAUGUGUGCGACAAGGAGCAGACUGUGAUCAUGUACGCCCCGCACGAUUCCGGCGACCAGUCGGGGCACAUAGCCAAGUUAUAUCUGCGCGACAUGCACAUGCAGAGCUUCAUGUUCAAGGACAGCGGCAAGUGGGGCCCUUCCUUCCACUGCAGUGCCACAGGAUCCUAUCGCGAUGAGACGGCGCCUUUGGCCGUGGGUACUGCCCUCGCCAUUGCCGUACUGCUGACCAUUUCCGGAUACGGUGGUUGGAGGUACUUUAAAAUCAAGAAGGUCCAGUACGGUUCCAUGGAGUGAGCAGAGAAGUCCCAAGUACCAAGUGAAGCGUUCGUUUUCGUUCAACUAUUUGAUCAUAUCGUUGUCUACACAUAUCCCCCACGUUUGUUGGAUCUAUUGCAAUCCUGUAGUCCUAUUUUUAAACUUUAAGAGUCAAAAUUAAGCGUUGUCCCCCGGCAAAUAAUGAGAUUAACAUUUACGAGAGAUUAUCGAAAUCAACUAAAGAUACAUAUAUGAGAAAUGCAAAUGUCUUCCAUAUUGUUAAUGUAUAAAAUAAUAGCACACCAUAUAUGAUUAUUAAAUGUUAAUAUAUAUCAUUA
Molecule: messenger RNA, 1286 nt
Organism: Drosophila suzukii
Lineage: Eukaryota; Metazoa; Arthropoda; Insecta; Diptera; Drosophilidae
Product: lysosome-associated membrane glycoprotein 5
Biological process (GO): establishment of protein localization to organelle
Cellular component (GO): late endosome membrane; plasma membrane; lysosomal membrane
Source: RefSeq, a predicted model, not a curated record